AUGCUGCGGCUGCGGGUGCACGGACUGGCCCGGUGGGGUGCAUGCCGGAAGACUGCUGCUUUCUCACUGGGGUGGGCUCGCUGCGGGCAAAGGGCGGCGACGCUGGACGCGCUGGACACCAAUGUGGCACUGAGUCAGGAGCAGGAGGCGGUGCUGGUCAAGGAAGAGCAGGCUCUGGCAGAGCUGGGCGAUGUAGUGGCAGUGCUCGACGGGCCCAAGGACGAUCGCGAGCUGAUCGAUGCUGCUGUUGCUGCUCUCCGUUCUCCCUUCCUGGCUGUGGUCGUCGGCGAGUUCAACGCGGGCAAGUCGACCUUUGUCAACGCCCUGCUCGGCGGGAAGCACGCGGCGAUGGGCGUGACUCCGACCACGGCCGAGGUCACGGUCAUUCACUACGGCGGGAGCGAGGAGAACGCUCCCAGCGCGGCUGUUCAUGCGGCAGCGGCGGGGAGCGUGAAGCGGCUCCCGCUGCCCAUCCCGUGGCUCCGUCACGUUAAUCUUGUCGACACGCCCGGAACCAACGCAGUCAUCCGCGAGCAUGAGCGCAUCACUCAGCAUUUUGUUCCGCGAGCAGACCUAGUGCUUUUCCUCACCUCGGCCUAUUCGCCGUUCUCGGCCUCUGAGCGCGAGUUUCUGGCCUCGAUUGCCGACCAUGGCAAGAAGACCAUGAUUGUGUUGAACAAGGCCGACGUGGUGACCGACCCGACCGAGCGUGCCACUGUGGCCGACUUUGUCACCCGCAACGCCGCUGAGGUGCUCGGCGGCGCCGCUCCGCGUGUCCAGUUUGUCUCGGCCCGUGGCGCGCUCAAGGCCAAGCUUGCCGGCACGCCGCUCGACGGAACCGGCUUUGACGACCUCGAGGCCUUUAUUGUCUCCCAACUCUCGUCUGACGCUCGUAUUCGACUCAAGCUUGCCUCUCCACUCGGCACUGCGAGCCAUCUGGCUCGUAAGUACUCGCAGGUUGUUGACGCCCGCCUCGCGCUCCUCGCCGGCGACUACACCGCGCUGCAGGCCGUCGACGCCGAGCUCGCCAAGACCCAGGCCGGCAUGCAGGCCUCGCUCAAGGCACAGCUCGAUCGCAUUGACUCGGUUUUGUACCGACUUGCGGAGCGCGGCGAUGAGUUCUUUGACGAGCAGCUGACGCUCACCAACUUUCGCGCCCUCUUCUCCGCCGCCGAACUCAAGGCAUCGUUUGAGCGCGACGUGGUGAAGGAUCUCUCCUACCAGAUGGAAGAGCACGUCAACGAGUUUAUCGACUGGUUUGUUGAGCGCAACAAUGAUCAGUGGGCGCGAGUCCACCGCAUCCUCACCACCGCCACCCAGAAUAGCCCGCAGGCCGACGACGACGACGCUGACCUCGCCGACGCUCGCAACGUUUUGGUCCAGCAGCUGGGGGCAGUCGACGUUUCGCGGCGCUCGCAGCUCCUCGACCACAUCGGCUCCCAGGCUGCGUCGGUAGUGACGUCUUUCGACAAAAAGGCAGAGGCUGCCAAGCUCGCCGACUCCCUCCGUUCCGCCAUGGUCUCUGCGCUCGGCACCACCGGCGCGCUCGGGCUCUCGACGGCGCUGGUAGUGGCCAUGACCGACAUUACCGGGACGCUCCUCCUUGGCGUCCUCGCUGCUUCGGGUCUCUACAUCUUGCCCUAUCGUAAGCGGCAGCUCCGCGCUGAGCUCCACGAGCGCAUCGAGGAGCUGCGCGUCAAGCUCAACGACUCCCUCGAGGCCACGUUCCGCAACGAGCUCCACGCCACCGACGGCGAGAUCCGCGCCGCACUCGCGCCGUACGCCAAGUUUCCGCAGCGCGCCUCGACACUGUAG
Messenger RNA from Thecamonas trahens ATCC 50062, 1815 nucleotides. RefSeq names its product dynamin family protein. NCBI's taxonomy places the organism in Eukaryota, Apusomonadida, Apusomonadidae. The coding region runs from base 1 to 1815 and encodes 604 amino acids. The transcript is spliced from 2 exons. Gene Ontology annotation, molecular function: GTP binding. The record is from RefSeq and is a predicted model, not a curated record.